AAUGUUGGAGCAGACCUUCAGGAGCACCAGUGGUCGUCAACAUCCACAGUUGACUCCUUGACGAACAACAGACGUCAUGAAGUUGUUGGUGCCUCUCUCACUGUUGGCCCUCGCCCUCGCCGUCACAGCUGCCGACAAUGGCUUGAUGGUGUGUUACUAUGGCUCUUGGGCCGUGUACAGGCAAGGAAAUGGCAAGUUUGACGUUGAGGCCAUCGAUCCUGCCAUCUGUACUCACCUCGUCUUUGGCUUCGCUGGACUUGGCUCUGACAAUAAAAUCAAGGUGCUUGACCCAUACAACGAGCUGUGUGAGAACUGGGGUAAGUGCGCCUACAACAGGUUCAACGCCCUCAAGGAACAGAAUGCCGACUUGGUCACCAUCUUAGCCGUUGGUGGCUGGAACGAGGGAUCCCCCAAGUACUCUGCUAUGUCUAGCAGUUCUUCCACGAGGAAGACCUUCGUCGACUCCUCUAUAGAGAUGUUGAAGGCCCACAAAUUCGAUGGUCUGGACAUGGACUGGGAGUAUCCGACACAGCGUGGAGGGAAGCCAGAGGACAAGGUGAACUUCAUCAGCCUUCUGUCAGACCUCUCAACGGCGCUACACGCUAACAACAUGAUCCUGACGGCAGCUGUGUCAGCCGGUAAGCUCACCAUCGACCCAGCCUAUGACAUCCCGGGUAUGGCUAAGAAUCUUGAUAUUAUGAACCUGAUGGCAUACGACCUGCAUGGUGCCUGGGACCCCUACACCCACCACCAGUCUGGCCUCUACCAGUACCCCGACGACACGGGAGAUAAUGUCUACCUCAACCAGGACUUCGCUGUGAAUUACUGGAUAGAUGGAGGAAUGCCAAGCACCAAGAUCGCACUGGGUGUCCCUCUGUAUGGUCGCUGCUGGAAGCUGGACUACAGCACGGAGGAGAACGGCUACUACGCCCCCGCCAGCCAGCCAGGACCUGCAGGACCCUACACCAGGAGUCCAGGAUUUUUAGGCUACAACGAGAUCUGUGAGUUCCAGAAGAAGGAGAGUGACUGGGUGGUAGAGAUAGCACCAGGUAUGAACGAGCCCUACACCUACAGCUACAAGCACGAGAGGAUCUGGUGCUCCUAUGAUGACCACGACUCCUGCAUCAAGAAGGCCAGUUAUGCUAAGAGCAAGAACCUGGCCGGUAUGAUGGUCUGGAGUAUUGAGACGGACGACUUCCAUGGUAUAUGUGGCCGCCCCUUCGACCUUAUCAAGACUCUGAGGGAAACCUUCUCUGGUGGUGACAUUCCUACACCACCCACACCACCCACAACACCCUCCACUACCACCGAUCCGAGCGCACCCACCAAACCCACCACCGUCCCCACCACCUCCCCCGCUCCUCCUCCUCCUGAUGGUGUGUGUCAAAAGCCUGGCAUCAACGCUGACCCCGACAACUGCCACCACUACUACCUCUGUUCCCUGAACGCAAAUGACAAAUAUGAGGCAACAGAGGAGAAGUGUGCCGAGGGUACGCUCUUCAACCCCAAUGCCGAUAUCUGUGACUGGGCGAAUUCCGUGUGUGCCAUCGGCGGCAUCUGCCCCAAUGAUUGCGCCUGAAGGUCUCCAGGCCUCAAUCUCUCCCCUUCUGUAGCUUUAUCUGCGGUCUUUGUCCCCAUUGGAGCAUAGGAUGUGAACCAUGCCUUGAUAUACCGAGCGACAUACUAUUACCCUCAUGUAGUGUUUCACGUACACGGCUACUGUCUCUUACUAACAUAUUUUCCUUAUAUGUUUCUAAAUACUGUAAUUGAGAAGAUAGUUGAGGAGUCCGCACUGAAUAUACGGAGCUAUAA
Molecule: messenger RNA, 1812 nt
Organism: Homarus americanus (American lobster)
Lineage: Eukaryota; Metazoa; Arthropoda; Malacostraca; Decapoda; Nephropidae
Product: chitinase-3-like protein 1
Exons: 10
Coding region: 77-1579 (500 amino acids)
Biological process (GO): carbohydrate metabolic process; chitin catabolic process
Cellular component (GO): extracellular region
Molecular function (GO): chitin binding; chitinase activity
Source: RefSeq, a predicted model, not a curated record